AUGAAACUGUUCGUGGUCGCUCUGUCCUGCCUGGCGGCGCUCGCCCUCGCCGAGGAGCCCCUCCGGUUCUACCACGAGAAUGUAGGCAUCCGUGAGGCCGAGGUCAUCAGGCAAGCGGAGCAGGCCCUCGACUUCGACGGUGCCAGGAUCGUGGGAGGUUCGGCGGCUAACCUCGGACAAUACCCGUACAUGGGCGGUCUGGUCAUCACUCUCCAAAAUGGCGCGACCUCGGUGUGCGGUUCCUCACUGUUGACCAACAACCGCGCUGUGACGGCUGCCCACUGCUGGUGGGAUGGUCGCAACAGGGCGCGCCAGUUCGUCGUCGUCUUGGGCUCCACCCGCCUCUUCUCCGGCGGCACCAGAAUCACCACCACAAACGUCGUCAUGCACGGCUCAUGGAACCCCAACAACUUGAACAACGACGUCGCAGUCAUCAACAUGAACUGGGUCAAUUACAACAACAACAUCAGGAAUAUCGGUUUGGCAUCUGGCAGCAACAGCUUCCAGGGCGCGUGGGCUAUGGCCGCCGGUUUCGGCAGAACCAGCGACUCGGCUGGCAUCGGCAACAACCAGUUCCUGUCACACGUGAGCCUGCAGGUCAUCGGAAACGCUGAGUGCCAGCGAACCUUCGGAAAUGCCAUCAUUGGGUCCACUCUCUGCACCAGUGGUGCUGGAGGCAGGAGCACAUGUGGUGGAGACUCCGGUGGUCCUCUUGUAGCCAGCAAUGUCCUCAUCGGUAUUACAUCUUUCGGCUCGGCCAGUGGCUGCCAGCGUGGCCUCCCAGCCGCUUUCGCCAGAGUGACCUCCUUCAACGCCUGGAUCAGAUCUCGCUUG
This is a messenger RNA of Iphiclides podalirius (scarce swallowtail), 834 nucleotides long. The record is from the annotation of a GenBank genome assembly. NCBI's taxonomy places the organism in Eukaryota, Metazoa, Arthropoda, Insecta, Lepidoptera, Papilionidae.